CUGCACACGCCCAUGUUCUUCUUCCUGCUCAACCUAGCCCUCAGUGACCUGGGAUCCAUCUGCACCACUGUCCCCAAAGCCAUGCACAAUUCCCUCUGGGACACCAGGAACAUCUCCUACACAGGAUGUGCUGCUCAGCUCUUUUUCUUUCUGUUCUUCAUCUCAGCAGAGCUUUCCCUCCUGACCAUCAUGUGCUACGACCGCUACGUGUCCAUCUGCAAACCCCUGCACUACGGGACCCUCCUGGGCAGCAGAGCUUGUGCCCACAUGGCAGCAGCUGCCUGGGCCAGUGCCUUUCUCAAUGCUCUCAUGCACACAGCCAAUGCAUUUUCCUUGCCCCUGUGCCAUGGCAAUGUCCUGGGCCAGUUCUUCUGUGAAAUCCCCCAGAUCCUCAAGCUCUCCUGCUCACAAUCAAACCUCAGAGAACUUGGGCUCAUUGUAGUUAGCCUUUGUUUAUCAUUUGGCUGUUUUGUGUUCAUUGUUUUCUCCUAUGUUCAGAUCUUCAGGGCUGUGCUGAGGAUCCCCUCUGAGCAGGGACAGCACAAAGCUUUUUCCACCUGCCUCCCUCACCUGGCUGUGGUGUCCUUGUUUAUCAGCACCGGCACAUUUGCUCACCUGAAGCCCCCCUCCAUUUCCUCCCCAUCACUUGAUAUAUCAGUGUCAGUUCUGUACUCGGUGGUGCCUCCAGCCCUGAACCCCCUCAUCUACAGCCUGAGGAACCAGGAGCUCAAGGCUCACAACGCCGGGAGUGGUGGCCGCUCCGGCCGGCACGGUGCCAGAGACGCGCGCAAGGGACAGGACUCGCAAAGACCCGGGGGGGAGUCACAAACCAGCGCAGGGGCGUUAGACACAGGUGGCGAAUUGGGGGGAGUGGUACAGCCCCAAAGGGCCACCGUAGAGAGACACAGGAGACGUGCGGUUGUGAUGUCAGACCCGGUGCGGAGGUCAGCUCGGAUCGCGGAGCAGGCCCAGGUGCCGGCGGGGGGCAGGCUGCGCACACCGGUGGGGGGAGUGGACACAGCGUCAGAGGAGGAGGAGAGAGAUUUUGGGACAGACCGAGAGGAGGAGAUUUCAGAGGCGGAACGAGGGGGAGAGAGUGAUGCAGUCGGCCGGAAGAGGAGCAGUCGAGUUCAUUCCGUCAUCCGAGCCACGGAGUCCAGUGACAGCACCACCUCGUGGGGUAAUGACAGAAGUGCACGACAUGCCGGAUCUGUUCGGUGGAGCCACAUCGCCAUCCCGUGGCGAGACUGCAACAAUGCAGCAAUUUUUUCCAACACUAUACAAAAGGAAGAGUACUUCUAA
This is a messenger RNA of Melospiza melodia melodia, 1302 nucleotides long. Its product is annotated as olfactory receptor 14A16-like. The annotation marks the transcript as partial. NCBI's taxonomy places the organism in Eukaryota, Metazoa, Chordata, Aves, Passeriformes, Passerellidae. The transcript is spliced from 3 exons. Gene Ontology annotation, biological process: G protein-coupled receptor signaling pathway. Gene Ontology annotation, molecular function: odorant binding; olfactory receptor activity; G protein-coupled receptor activity. The record is from RefSeq and is a predicted model, not a curated record. Gene Ontology annotation, cellular component: membrane.